GAAGUCAAAAAGCCAAAACACCAGCAAAAUGUUCAAACUGAUCGCUUUCAUCUCUGCCCUGUGCGCCGUGGCCAAUGCCGGAGUGAUCUCGCCCUACAGCCAUGGCUAUGGACUGGGCUAUGGAGCUGCCCUGGCUCCUGCCUAUGCUCCCGCCGUGAUCUCGCACGCCCCGAUCAUCAAGAGCUACGCCGCCCCCAUUGUGGCCCACCCGGUGGCCACCUCCUAUGCCAACACCUACAAGGUGGCCACCAAGGCCUACCCGGUGGUCAAUGCCGCUCCCCUGGUGCACGCCGCUCCCCUCGUCCACGCCGUUCCCGCCGUGCAUUCCACCUCCACCUACCACGGCUCCUACGGCGGCUACGGCAGCUACGGACUGGGCUACUCCGGCUACGGACAUGGAGCCUAUCUGCACUAAGGAUCUGGCUGAGUUAUACGAUACCAGGCCCCGUUGACGAACCCCCGAAGUGAGAUAUUCCAGCCGAUAAUUCGCAUUUUGCUGCCGUCAAAGUGUUGAACUUGCAUUUCGUAGUCAGAGGCAGAGAAAAUAUAUCGGGUCAAUCCCCAAAUUGUGUACAAAAACACCCCUCGAAAACCCAGAAGACCACUUGGAGACGGAGACACUUAGAGAAAUAAGGAUAACUAACGGAAGGCGGCGAGAGAGCGAGAGAGAUUGAAUUCGAAAGAAGGAUCAAGUUUCGUUGAUUUGGUUACAACGGUGCAACUCAAUGCACCAAGGCUUCAGCACUUUCUGUAAAUAAACGAUAAAUGACUCUAAAAA
Messenger RNA from Drosophila takahashii, 778 nucleotides. RefSeq names its product cuticle protein 64. The record is from RefSeq and is a predicted model, not a curated record. NCBI's taxonomy places the organism in Eukaryota, Metazoa, Arthropoda, Insecta, Diptera, Drosophilidae.